This is a messenger RNA of Lampris incognitus (smalleye Pacific opah), 2349 nucleotides long. RefSeq names its product interferon regulatory factor 2 binding protein 2a (gene irf2bp2a). Gene Ontology annotation, biological process: regulation of transcription by RNA polymerase II. Bases 397 to 1947 code for a protein of 516 amino acids. Gene Ontology annotation, molecular function: transcription corepressor activity. Gene Ontology annotation, cellular component: nucleus. The transcript has 2 exons. Lineage: Eukaryota; Metazoa; Chordata; Actinopteri; Lampriformes; Lampridae. The record is from RefSeq and is a predicted model, not a curated record.
CUGUCGAAGAAUCAAGUAAAUAGAAUCGGAGCUUGAACCGCAAGUUUAGUGCUCGCCGAUGACGUCACUGCUCCACAUUGAGCUGGCGGAGUUGUGGGGAGAGCGAGGGAGAGAGAUAGAGAGAGGCGCGCCGUAGUAAAGCGCACACCGCCAUGAAGUUCUCCCUCUGAAAACUUCAUUGUUGUCGCUUGCGCAAGUCGCGAAGAGGAGGAGGAAGACGACGACGGUCGAGAGAGAGCGGAUUCUGCCUUGUCCCGGUUCCGCCGGACCGUGGGGGUGAGAGACUUCGCGCGAUCCCCGGGAAGAGACGAUUUUGGGGUUUGGUUUGGUUUGGUUUUUUUUUUUUUUUUUUUGGGUUGCCCGCCGCGCCGCGUUUCUCCCGUGGCCGCUGAAGCCAUGUCGUCCGCGGCGGUCUCUGCCUCCAGAAGGCAGUCGUGCUACUUGUGUGACCUGCCGCGCAUGCCGUGGGCCAUGAUCUGGGAUUUUACCGAGCCCGUCUGCAGGGGAUGUGUCAACUACGAGGGCGCCGACCGGAUCGAGUUUGUCAUCGAGACGGCCCGCCAGCUCAAGAGGGCUCACGGGUUUCAGGAGGGGAGGUCUCCGGGUCCGGGCAAGUCGCAGCUCUCCGGGAAGGAGAUUCAGGCUAUCAACCACUCGGCGGCGGACCCCGGCUCACGGCCGCCUCAGCCGCUGGACCGCUACCCCCUCUCCUCCGAGCGCCCGCCCCGGCUGGGCCCAGAGUACCAGUCUGGCAGGCAGGCCAACGGCAUUCCUGUCCCGAACGGAUUUCCUAAACCAGACGACCCGCCAGAACUGAACCGCCAAAGCCCCAACCCUCGCAGGAAUAGCGCGGUCCCCCCGAAUUUAGUGCCUUUGGUUAACGGGACCAUGCCUCCCGUGCACGUCGUCAACGGCCGAUCGGUGCAGAUGGGGGGGCUUCCGUCCGCCUUGGCGGCAGGUAGUCCGGGCGAGCUGGGCAAGCGACCCGCCUCCGUGUCCAGCAGCGAGCACGACCGGGAGGUGAAGGAUAAGCACAGACCGGACAGCCUGACGCCGGAGAUCUCCGACAGCCACAAAAACAGGGCCGAGCAGGACUGGAUGAGCAAGGGGAAAACAGUGAGGGAUUUGAUGGCUCUCCACACGUUCGACAGCAGGUUCAAGAAGGAUCAUGCCCCCAUGCAGCAAAGGGUCAUGGGCUACGAGGCCAGCGCCACGGCUUCCAAGUCAGACAGAGGAAAACACCCCCGGAGCAUGAAGAGAAAAGCCUCGCCUGAACCAGAGGGAGAGGGGACUGCAGCCAAGCUAAACGGAGAAGGCCAGCAGUGGUUACCCCCACCUGCCGACGGACUCAAAAUGCCACCGGUUCCCCCGCCGAGCUUCGCCUCGCCCCCCUCCACGAUAUCCCCCCACUCCCGCACCACCCCGCCUGAGGCUGCACAGAACGGCCAGUCCCCCAUGGCGGCGCUCAUCCUCGCAGCGGACAACGCAGGUGGGAACAGCUCUCCCAAGGACGCCAACCAGGUCCACUCCACGACCCGCAGGAACAGCAGCAGCCCCCUCUCGCCGUCCUCCUUGAGUCAGAGGAGGCUGACCCAGAGGGACGCGUCCGGCGCAGGUACCCCCCACGUGCCCGGCAUGGACCAAGUGCACCCCCAAAGCAUUCCGGACUCUUCAGUACCCGGCAGCAUACCCCUGUGCUGCACCCUGUGUCACGAGCGUUUGGAGGACACACACUUUGUUCAGUGCCCCUCUGUGCCCUCUCACAAGUUCUGCUUCCCCUGCUCGAGGGAGAGCAUAAAGCAGCAAGGGGCCACAGGUGAAGUGUACUGUCCAAGUGGAGAGAAAUGUCCCCUGGUUGGCUCGAAUGUACCAUGGGCUUUCAUGCAAGGAGAAAUCGCGACCAUCCUUGCGGGGGAUGUUAAAGUAAAAAAGGAGAGGGACCCUUGAUUUUAUUUGAACACUUUUUUUUUUUUUGAAGAGGGGGAGCAAAAUAUGAGUAUAAAUAUAUAAAUAUCACAUGCAUACCAUUCAAACAAACUAACGGACUUGUACAUAUUGGACCCAAGGGAAGAGUAUACUUCGUAAACAUGGUUGUAUAAUUUUUGAUUUUUGAAUACAUUGUGUUUCUAUAUUUUUGAAGAUAAAGGUAUGUACUCAUUAUAAAGGACUAUGUUCCUCUUUGUUGAUGUUUAACAAAAAUUCUUGAUGUACUUCUAGGUCUGGUGGCAGUUCCUGUUUAACGUAGAAUGUGACUAAUGCUACUCUACGAGCACUUGGCAAAACUGAAAUGCUUUUAGCUGUACUUGUAUGCACUUGUUUAAAAAUUGCCAAAUACAAUUUCUGAUCUUG